AUGAGAUGCUUGACGUCCCAGAAGCGGCAGCUCGAACAGGAGAAGGAUGAACUGGAGGAGCACCGUGGCCGGGGAGGCACAUUCUCAUCGGAAGAGAAGCGACGCAUGGAGCAGAAGCUGGCUCAGUUAGAGGAAGAGUUGGAAGAGGAGCAGAACAAUGCCGAGAUUGCUAUAGAUAAACAGCGAAAAGCACAGCAACAGAUAGCCGCCGAACUUGAGAGUACGGCACAAUCACGAGCACGUGCUCAGAUCGCCGCUCUUGAAGCAAAGAUUCAAUACCUUGAAGAACAAAAUAGUGCUGAGAGUCAGGAACGCCACAAUGCAACUCGGCAGUUCAGGAGAAUUGAGAAACGCCUUCAUGACACGAUUCUUCAGCUCGAAGAUGAAAGGCGAAAUGUGGAACAGCAGAAGGAGAUUGCGGAGAAAUGUAAUUUGCGAGCGAAGCAAAUGCGUCGUCAACUCGAUGAGCAAGAAGAGGAGAUGACUCGUGAGCGUGCCAAAUCGCGAAAUCUCCAGCGAGAAAUUGACGAUCUCACUGAAGCGAAUGAUACGCUCACGCGAGAAAACAAUAACCUACGGUGA
This is a messenger RNA of Cooperia oncophora, 582 nucleotides long. Lineage: Eukaryota; Metazoa; Nematoda; Chromadorea; Rhabditida; Trichostrongylidae. The record is from the annotation of a GenBank genome assembly.